Molecule: messenger RNA, 3842 nt
Organism: Stegastes partitus (bicolor damselfish)
Lineage: Eukaryota; Metazoa; Chordata; Actinopteri; Pomacentridae
Gene: usp49
Product: ubiquitin specific peptidase 49
Exons: 7
Coding region: 283-2316 (677 amino acids)
Biological process (GO): protein deubiquitination
Molecular function (GO): cysteine-type deubiquitinase activity; zinc ion binding
Source: RefSeq, a predicted model, not a curated record
CAGGGUCUGGGCUCGGAUCGAGAGUUGGGUUGUUCAAUCUGUGAGGAGGACAACAAGCAGCUCCGAGUGUACCGGAUGGAUGGAUGUUGGCGAUGACUCUUCCUGUCGGUGCCGUGGUGACAGCGGGCAUGGCUGAUCAAGCUGAAUGUUGCUGUUGAGUUAUCUGCAGAUGUUGUGAUGUAUUGUCCCAAACCCAAUCAAGCAAAUAAUUUUUGCAAAUGAGUUGCUGCUUGGCUGCAGGACGUGUGUCCUAUCACUGAGGCCACAUGUGCAUCUGGAGAGAUGGAUCGUUGUAAGCACGUGGGACGUCUUCGUCUGGGCCAGGACCAUUCCAUCCUCAAUCCGCAGAAAUGGCACUGUGUGGACUGCAGCACCACCGAUUCAGUGUGGGCCUGCCUCAAGUGCUCCCACGUGGCCUGUGGACGUUUCAUGGAGGAGCACUCACUCAAACACUUUCAGGAGUCACACCACCCACUGGCUAUGGAGGUGCGUGAGCUGGAUGUCUUCUGCUUUGCCUGUGGAGACUAUGUACUCAAUGAUAAUGCAGAGGGUGACCUCAAACUCCUCAGAGGGGCACUCUCUACUGUUCGGAGCCCAGGUAGGCGUUCCCUACGCUCUUCAACUGGGGGGGAGUGCACCCCCUGGGUUGGGGAAGGUGGACCGCAGCCUGCCAUGCAGCUGGCCUUGCGCCACAGGAGAAAAGCACUCCUCGGAAAGAUGCUUCAGAUGUGGAUCAGCAAACAUCAGGAGCUUCAGAAUCAGCGGAAAGAGAAACUUGAGGAAGCUAGAAGACAAAAGAAAGAGGUAAAAAGGAGACUCAUGGAAGAGCUUGGCAAUGUUCCUCCCAGAAAGAGUGCUAGGCUUCUUACUCAGGCGCCACGUUCAACCAUCACACUCAUUCCUCGCAAAUUUCGCGACCCUCCAGAACGCCUACCUCCACCUCCCAAGAAGCCUUCCCUCCUGACCCUGUCCCGCAAAGCUCCUCAGAAUGGCAGAGCUGCCAAACUGAGGAGAUACUACUCCACACAUGCGGUGACGCGCCGGAGACUCGCUCCAGGUGUCACUGGUCUGCGCAACUUGGGGAACACAUGCUACAUGAACUCAAUAUUGCAAGUGCUGAGCCACCUGCAGAAAUUCAGGGAGUGUUUUCUCACUUUGGACCUGUGUGAGACUGAGGAGCUGCUGGCCAAGACCAAUCACUCCCAGGGGAUGAAGGGGGUGACGGGAGGUGUAGUUAACAGCGGUAACACAGCGCUGUCAGGGUGCCCUCUUGGACGCAUGGGGAAGGCGGGUUGUUGGAAUUUGCCUGUGGGCAAAAAGGAAAGUGUCCCGCCUGCUCCACAGGCUUCAGAGUUGGUCCAGCCCAAGGAGCCUCGCUGCUCCACCCGCCAGCAGAUGUCUCUGUGCCAUGAGUUGCAUACACUUUUCAGGGUCAUGUGGUCAGGCCGGUGGUCGUUGGUGUCUCCCUUUGCCAUGCUGCACUCUGUGUGGAACCUCAUCCCAGCUUUUCGCGGUUACGACCAGCAGGACGCCCAGGAGUUCUUGUGUGAGCUGCUGGACAAGGUGCAGCAGGAGCUGGACACAGAGGGGUCCAAGCGGCGGAUAGUCAUCCCCAUCACAAAGAGGAAGCUAUCCAAGCAAGUGCUAAAGGUUCUCAACACCAUCUUUCAUGGGCAGCUACUCAGCCAGGUGACGUGUCUGUCCUGUAAGCACAAGUCUAACACAGUAGAGCCAUUCUGGGAUUUGUCUCUGGAGUUUCCGGAGCGAUAUCACAGCAUAGACAAAGGCUCAGGCUCUUCGGCUUACCAGCGUAGCUGCACCCUCACCGAGAUGCUGUCCAAGUUUACAGAGAUGGAGGCUCUUGAAGGCAGCAUCUACGCCUGCAACCACUGCAACAAAAGAAGACGGAAAUCAUCCCACAAACCCUUAGUUCUGUCAGAAGCCCGUAAGCAGCUUCUGAUCUACCGUUUACCUCAGGUUCUACGGCUGCACCUCAAACGCUUCAGAUGGUCGGGGCGGAACCAUAGGGAGAAAAUCGGCGUCCAUGUGGCCUUUGACCAGGUUCUGAACAUCAAACCAUACUGCUGCACAGGCUCAGGUCACUCUGUCCACAGGGGAGGCUACACCUACGAUCUGUCCGCUGUAGUUAUGCAUCACGGCAAAGGCUUCGGCUCAGGGCACUACACCGCAUACUGCUACAACACAGAAGGAGGUUUCUGGGUCCACUGUAAUGACUCUGAGAUGAAGGUUUGCAGCGUGGAGGAGGUGUGCAACACUCAGGCCUAUAUUCUCUUCUAUACCCAGAGGUCUGCCUAGGUACCUCUCGCUGUGAUGUUGACCUGUACACGGCAACUUAGGGCUGCAUUUAUGAAAACGUUCUCUGAUGUUUUCCCAGAUGUCAUUAAACGAUCACUUUGAAAUGAUUUGCUAAAAAAAGAUGGCAAUGAGGGCAGUGGGACAGCCGCAGUCGUGAGUCAAGGUGAGAAUUUUAGCAGCAUAAUCCAGACGAGGGUACCAGCGGUAGUCGUGUUACUGUGCUUAGUAGGAGGCAGGCGUGAAUAGUGAGGAAGACAACUCUGGAUUAUGUUUGACACACUGAAAGAAAAACAAAGUAGAAAUCAAAAACCUUUUCAUAAAUGAGGCCACAGGUUUCUGAGCCUGUGGGUCCAGCAUAUCGGUUUAUGGCCUGAAGACUGUGGCAGCGGCGGGUUCCCCAGUCGGUCCUGCUGAACACCAAGUUGUGUGUCCGUGUUUUUAAAACAACAAUCAGGCUCCUGUGUGUGUUGAGUCUGGGACCAACCAGGCGCUCUCCUGAGACAGCAUUUUACAAUGAAGGGCGGAUUCUGGAGUUUGGGGCGUUUAGUCACGGUAACGUCGACGAUGUGCUUCUUAUACGUAACUGUACAUUUGAUCUCGGUGCACUAAGUCCUGUAAGAGGCGUCAUCGCAGAGGACGCUCGUGAUUAAAGUCCAAACUCCACGGCGCCUCCUGUUCAGCUUUUUUAAUUAUUGUGAAAUGUCAGUUAUGGAAACUUUUACUACUCAUCCCUGUGUCAUUUGUACUUCAUCAUGUCCUCUCCUCAAAUGUACUGCUGUGACUGGAUACUGUGUCUUAGGCUCAAGGCUCUCAGUGAACAUGACUAGAUUUAUGUUUUUAGUUUCUUUUGUAGUCAUUCUGUUUUAGUUCCAUGACAAGAAGCAAAAAGUAUGAGUUUCAGACACUUGAUUGAUGACGAGUGAUGGAAAGCUGCACUUUUGAGGAGGGGCUGUUGCUGUUGGUCCUAUCUUUGGCUCCUGUAACUUCUUGAAACGGCAGCUCCUCCGGUGGUUUUUAACGGUUCGGCCCGGCCCGUCUGAGACUCUGCGCCUCUGCGUAACCUGCAGCAGGUGAGAAACGAGUGAAAGGGCAGACUGCGAUACUGAAGAAUGUGUUUUUGGGAAACUUGGGGUACCCAUUUUGAGUUGAGCACCUGAAAGCAAUAUAUUGUACAUCUUGCAUCUUGACAGGAAAUUAAGAUAAAAUCAGGAAUUCUUCUGCUUGUUAUACAAUGUUUUUUUCUACUCUGCUGUUUCUAUCAAGGUCUUUAGAAUUUGCUAGGUAAUCAAGAAAACCUGUUGUGUUUGAUACGAGUCAAAUGCAACAUACAUUUGUGAACUCUAUGUGAAAGUUGGAACAAUCUAAUGACGAUGAAUGUCUUACUUUUCAGCGGUCAGGUGUGGCCAUGCCACCGGCUCUGAUCCCCUUGAGUUCUGUCUUGUACUGUAAGAAUACCUGUCAUAAAUGUAAUGGUCAUAUGGGUUUUGCCUGACAGUAAUUAUUAAAAAGACAAAACAAAUUUGAAA